AUGAGAUUAUCAAAUAUUUCAACAGCUCCCUAUCGACCUCAAAUUAAAUCAAUAAGUCAAGGAGAUGUUCAAUCAUUUCAAUUCACUAAUGGAUUUACUUCUUCAUUCGCAUCAUCAACGAAUAGAUGGUUCAAUCAAAAACAAAAUAGAAUAUCACCAGAAAUGGACACUACUUGGAUGUAUAAUCAUAAAUUACGAACAAAUACUGAUAAUAAAAAAAAAAAUUAUCAUCGAGCUUGUUUUUGGAUUCUGGUUGUUCUUAUACUAAUUCUUAUUGUGGGCGCUGUUAUUGGCAUCGUACUUGGUCUUACUCUAUUAAUAACAACAACAACACCAACAACACAGAUAUCAAUCGCAUGUUCGAAUACAGGUCAUGGUGUACUUGCAUUGCAAAAUCAAACAACACCAACUACAUGGACAUCAUAUUCACGUUCUUUUACACCGACAAGCGCUGCACCUACACUGAUAUUUGGAUUUCAAAUUGAUGGUACUAAUAGCUUUUAUUUAGAUACUGUCUCGGUCAUUGAUAGUACUCUAUCAUCAACUCAGUUAUUGACCAAUCCUAAUUUUGAAAAUUCUACAACAACACCAACUGGUUGGAUUAUAUCAUGUGAAGCGACAACAUGUGGUUCUAGUGCUGCUAGUAUAGUAACUAACUCUCAAUGUUCAUCUGGAUAUUGUUUUGAGAGUUCUUGUUCAUCUGGUCGUUCAGCUCUCAUCUUUCUAAGUCAAACAUUUGCAACGACAAGUGGAAAUUUACAUACAGUCUCUUAUAUGUUGAAACGAACAAAUAUCGGCAGUAGUGGAAUUAUGGCUUUUUAUCUUGAUGUUGUCUAG
Rotaria sp. Silwood1 is the source of this 837-nucleotide messenger RNA. The record is from the annotation of a GenBank genome assembly. Lineage: Eukaryota; Metazoa; Rotifera; Eurotatoria; Philodinida; Philodinidae.